This is a messenger RNA of Drosophila eugracilis, 842 nucleotides long. RefSeq names its product augmin complex subunit dgt2 (gene dgt2). Bases 89 to 784 code for a protein of 231 amino acids. The record is from RefSeq and is a predicted model, not a curated record. Lineage: Eukaryota; Metazoa; Arthropoda; Insecta; Diptera; Drosophilidae. The transcript has 2 exons.
UUAUUGUCGUUGCCAUAUCGCGGCCAUGCGCUUGUUCAUUCGAAUUAAACAAUCAAUUUCUAGAUAGUUUAAGCAUUAUAGCUCUCAAAUGGAUGAUCCAUCCACCACGCUCUUACCCGGAGAAUCUGAAGAUCUGCGGGAGGCCCGUGAUACAGAAUUGAAGAAGGUGCUUAAACUGAAAUUGGUGCUGGAUGAGCUGCGUCGCAUGGAUUUGGGGCCAGAUCAGAGCCCGGAUAUCAAAAGAGUCCUCAAAUUGAUUUCCUUUGGGAGCUAUGCGCGACUAGGAGAUAUCGAAGGCGGUAGCCAGAAUCAAGUGCUAGGCCUGCAGAGUGCCAACACUUUUCCGCCCUUAAGCUAUACGGAUCGCAAGACGGUGCGCUCAAAACUAUUCGCCCAAUUACGUUCCACUUUGCAGCCCAUUGCCGAAUUAAGCGACCGAAUGCACGAUGAGUUCCCAGUUGCCUUUGGCCAGGAGCCGGACUUGAGUGACGACCAAAAGGAGAUCCUACGCUUGGAAGAAGAGCAUCGCAGUGGACUGGAGAAACUGGUGUCGCUUUUGAGGCGCAAGUGCACCCUUCUCAAAGAAACGGCCGAACUGAAAUUGGGCUCCCAGUUGGCCAACGAACUGAAAUUGCAACAGGCGCAGGCGCAGCUCGUUCAGACAAAAGCGGAACUCCUGCGUUGUUUCAUUGUUCAUGAGGCCGCUUCCCGCACAGAAAACAGCGUCAAGGCACACAAGGAGGUAGAGGCGCACCUAGACAAGCUGCUCGCCGCCAAGAAGUAGAUUAAGAAAAUUAAAACUAUGAAAUUUUGAUUUAAAUAUAUUAGAAUUGUUAGUCAAA